AUGGGUCAUCAUCAUCAUCACCAUCACCAUCACCACCAUCAUACGCCUCGCCCUGCUGCAGCCAACCCGCCUGCGGUGACGCCGAUGCGAGAACCCAGGACUGUGGUCACUAUUGAACCCGUUCUGUCGAGCGUGGCUCAUCUCCCGCGACAUCAUCUCGGGUCAACCUUAUACGCUCCCCGUCUUGGGGUCCCUACAGAGAAGGCUACCUUGGAGAGUGCCAAGUUUGGCUACACAACGACCCCGCUUCCCCUCCCUCGCUUUGAAGGCAAGGAAAAUUGCACCUUUACCAUCCGAGUCCCGCGUUUCCGCAUUGACUCCAGUCAUCGCGAGGAGAUCUGCGCUCGGCGUGCGCUCUGGGGUACCGGCAUCUACACCGACGAUUCGGAUCCUGUUGCGGCAGCCAUUCAUUCGGGAUUCAUGCGCGGAGCGUGGGGUGAGGAUGUCGAUACUGACAUGCUUGACUUGGAAAUCAAGGAUGCCUAUCAACAUGCGCCUAAGACGGCCCAAGAUGUCGGGCUGCCAGACGGCGAUCGACCUCGCGUUCCGCCGGUUCCUCCGUCGGACAAGGACCUACAUAUCAUACUUCUCAUCCUGCCCCGGCUGGAACGGUAUGAUUCGAGUGUGCUUUUUGGCCUCAAGUCGCGUCCCUGGGACGGAACGCAUGAUGGGAUGAGCUUUAAAGUGCUACGGACUGAGUGGGUCGACGAGGGCGUUGGUCGAGGCGAGGAGCGUGGUGGAGAAGCACGACGAAAACGGCUCCGCAACAUGAUGCAGACCGGUCGGAUCUGCACAGGUCCUGGCGUGUUAAAAUUGGAGCACCUCCGCAACGGCAUUCAGAUCACACGACAGAAGACGAAGGUCAUGGAGAGUCAAGAACCCCAGCCGGCUGCACCGGUCCAGACGGUAUCAUGA
Molecule: messenger RNA, 915 nt
Organism: Aspergillus oryzae RIB40
Lineage: Eukaryota; Fungi; Ascomycota; Eurotiomycetes; Eurotiales; Aspergillaceae
Product: LCCL domain-containing protein
Exons: 1
Coding region: 1-915 (304 amino acids)
Source: RefSeq, a predicted model, not a curated record